AUGGCCGACCAGUCGGACAAGUUGCUCGCGAUGCGGAUCGUGCUCGAGGUCGAUGGCAUGAUGUGCAUGAAGAACUGCGGGACGACGGUCCAGAACGCGCUCCGGAGCGUCGAUGGCGUCGAGGCCGCGGUCGUCAACUACGACGAGCACAUUGCGGUGGUCACCAUGGCACCGAAUGCGUCGCCCGACGACCUUGUCGAGAUGCUGGACAUGGUUGGCUUUGAAGCCGCGAUCCGCGACGAGACGCCGCUGCCACGCAACGUCAUUCGCCUUGGCAUCGAUGGCAUGAUGUGCAUGAAGAACUGCGGCACGACGGUCCAGAAUGCUCUGUCUGCGACCAUCGGCGUCGAGUCGGCGGUCGUCGACUACCCCAAGGCCAUGGCCACGAUCACGCUCUAUCCCGAUCACAUUGAACACGUGACGGUGCAAGACCUCAUUGACGAGGUCGAGUGCGUCGGCUUUGACGCGUACAUGUUCAACCACGGCGAGCGCUGCCGGCGACGCCUUGCGGCGAUGGCCAAGACCGAUGCUUCGCACACUGGCGACGACGUUGCUGUCGCCAUUGAAGGCGACGCGUCCCAUCCGCACGCGAUCUUUUCGAUUGAAGGCAUGAGCUGCGCGGCGUGUGUCAAGGGCAUCGAAGGCGCGCUGCGUCAUGAAGCCGGGAUCAUUGACAUUCGCGUCGGGCUCAUCUCCGCCAAGGCCGAGGUCGUCUUUGACCGGAGCAUCAUUGCCGACGAGCGUGUUACGAUUGGCAACUAUAUCCGCAACGCGGGGUACACACCGACGUACAUCAACACGCUCGACGCCGACGACGACUCAAUGUCGUUCAAGUACGCAGUCGCUGGCGUCACGGGCGCGACCGAUGCGAUCAAGAUCGAGUCCUCGGUCAAGGCGCUCGUCGGUGUCGUGAGUGUCACCGUCGACGUCGAGCAGCAGAUUGCGACCGUGCAUUUGCAGCAGAUGGCGGCGACGGGCCCCCGAGACGUGCUCGAGGCGAUCACCAAAUCUGGCUUUGCCGCGACGAUCAUGACGCAAGCGUCGGGUCCGAGUGGUGUCUCGGAAGACCAAAAAUGGCUGCGGCUGCUCUUGAUCUGCCUCGUCUUUUCGGGCCCGGCGAUGGUCGUGCACAUGGUGCUCGGCAACAUCCCGUCGUGCCGCAUGUGGCUCAUGCAACCAGUCGUCAAUGGCCUCACGCGCAUGUGUCUGAUUAUGUUUUUGCUCGCGACGCCGGUCCAGUUUGGCAUUGGCGCGCGCUUUUACAAGGCCGCGUAUAAGGGCCUGCAGCAUGGCAUGAUGGGCAUGGACUUUCUCAUCGUCGUCGGCACGACCGCCUCGUACCUCUACAGCUUCAUCUCGAUGGUCGGCUGCACGCUGCUGCCGCACUACCGCGGCCACUACUUUUUCGAGUCGUCGACGAUGCUCAUCUCGUUUAUCACGAUUGGCAAGUACCUCGAGUCGCGCGCCAAGAAGGACACGGCGACGUCUCUGAGCACCUUGCUGAGCCUCCAGGCCAAGACGGCGGUGCUCAUCACGCGUGACGGCGACGUGUCGAUACCGAUUGAGCUCGUCCAGCGCGGCGACCGCCUCCGACUGCUGCCCGGCGCCCGCGUGCCCACGGACGGUGUCUCGAUGCUCACGGGCGAGUCGAUGCCGGUGGCGAAGGCGGCUGGCGACGCUGUCUUUGGCUCGACCAUCAACCAAGCAGGCGUCUUGGUGAUCGAGUCCAACUGCGUCGGCGGCCAAAACACGCUGUCGCAGAUUUGCGCGCUCAUUGAGAAUGCGCAGUUGGACAAGGCGCCGAUCCAAGCGGUGGCCGACAAGUUUGCCGCGCGGUUUGCUCCGACCGUCCUCUGCAUUGCCACGAUUACGUUUCUCGGCUGGUACACGAGCCUCUCGAUGGACUGGGUCGCAGCGAUCGACCGUGACGCGCUGCACUUGACUGAUGGCGACCACAGCGACGACCUCUUUGUGGCGAUUCUCUUUUGCAUCUCGACGGUCGUCAUCUCGUGCCCGUGUGCGCUCGGCCUCGCGACGCCCACGGCGGUCUCGGUCGGCACGGGCGUCGGCUCCAAGUACGGCGUGCUCAUCAAGGGCGGCCGCGCGCUCGAGACGGCCCACGCGGUGGAUACCAUCGUCUUUGACAAGACGGGGACGCUCACGGAGGGCCGGCCGGUCGUGACGGAUAUCACGGUGCCCAAGGACGGCGCCAUCUCGGCCACCGAUGUCUUGUACUAUGCGGCGUGCGUCGAGAUGCAGUCGGAGCACGUGCUCGGCAAGGCCAUUGUCGUCGAGGCGACCGAGGCGCACAAGAUGUCGCUCGAGGAGCCGUCGGCGUUUCACGUGGUGCCGGGCCGCGGCCUCCAAGCGCUCGUGCCGUCGCUGCACGCGCCGCAACAAGCGAUUCAAGUCGCGAUUGGCAACCCCGAGUGGAUGGAAGAGCGCGAGAUUCCGCUGCCGGCGCUCCUCGAAGCCGACAUGCACCGGCUCGAAAACGAAGGCAAGACGGUCGUCUGCGUCGCGCUCGACAAUGUGUUUGCGGGAACGAUUGCGAUGGCCGACGUCGCGCGCCCCGAAGCCGCCGCGACGAUCGAGUGCCUCAAGCGCAUGGGCCUCGACAUUUGGCUCGUCACGGGCGACAACCUCCGGACCGCGACGGCCGUUGCGAGUGCGCUGGGCAUCAACCACGUCAAGGCGAUUGCGCUGCCCGGCCAAAAGGUCGAGCAGAUCAAGCGGCUGCAGGCGACGACCAACCCGCUCACGAACAAGAAGCGCGUGGUGGCGAUGGUGGGCGACGGGAUCAAUGACGCGCCGGCGCUGGCACAGGCCGACGUGGGCCUCGCGAUUGGCGCGGGCACGGAGAUUGCGCUCGCGCAGGCCGACAUGGUGCUCAUCAAAUCGCACCUCGCCGACGUGGUCACGGCACUCGACCUCUCGCGCAAAACGUUUUGGCGCAUCAAGUUUAACCUCUUUGCCUCGGUCAUUUACAACCUCGUGUCGAUCCCGCUGGCGGCCGGCGUCUUUCUGCGCUUCUUCCACAACCCGCUGCCGCCGGCCUGCGCCGGUAUCAUGAUGGCGCUCUCGUCCAUCUCGGUCAUUGUCUCAUCGCUCCACCUCAAGCUGUACCGACCGCCGACCUGGGCGACGCACGAGAAGGACCUCAAGCCCAUGGGCAUGACGUCGACGACGCACAAGGUUGUGCUCGAGAAGCCGCGCCGACGCUCGCCGAGCUACGAACGCGUUAGCGUCCAAGAGAACAUGGUCUAA
This is a messenger RNA of Saprolegnia parasitica CBS 223.65, 3267 nucleotides long. RefSeq lists its product as hypothetical. NCBI's taxonomy places the organism in Eukaryota, Oomycota, Saprolegniomycetes, Saprolegniales, Saprolegniaceae. Gene Ontology annotation, molecular function: copper ion binding; ATP hydrolysis activity; P-type divalent copper transporter activity. Gene Ontology annotation, biological process: copper ion homeostasis; monoatomic cation transport. Gene Ontology annotation, cellular component: membrane. The transcript has 2 exons. The coding region runs from base 1 to 3267 and encodes 1088 amino acids. The record is from RefSeq and is a predicted model, not a curated record.